GGUGAGAAUCUAAAAGCUGCCAGUAAAUCUCAAGAAGAGGUGGAAUCUGAAGAUCAACUUUCCGUCGAUAAAACAGAAGAGGAGGGAGAGAAGAAGAAAAAGAGAAAAUUGACUUUUAGAGAUAGAAAGAUAAUUGAAUAUGAGAAUAGAAUCCGUCAAUACUCUACACCAGACAAGAUAUUUCGUUACUUUGCUACGUUGAAAGUAAAAUAUGAUGGUGAUUCGGAGGUGUUUAUGACACCCCAGGAUUUUGUCAGAUCCUUGACCCCAGGGAUCAAACAACCUGAUGGAUUAGGGUUGGACCAGUUUAAGAAGUUUGACCCCCAGAAAAAUAACUAUGAUGAAAAGAUUGAUGUAGGCGAUGAUAGUAUCUUCUGUAAACUAGGACAGAGUGGUUUAAUAUCAUUCUCUGAUUACAUCUUUCUUCUUACUAUUCUUUCUACCCCACCUAGAAAUUUCCAGAUAGCAUUUCAGAUGUUUGAUUUAAAUGGAGAUGGUGAAGUUGAUUCGGAAGAAUUCUGUAAAGUACAGGAGAUAUUACGAUGUCAAACAACAGUAGGUAAAAGGCAUCGUGAUAGAUCAGUCACGGGUAACGUUAAUAAAGGCAUGAGUUCGGCUCUCUCUUCUUACUUCUUCGGUGAAGACACCAACAAAAAACUCACAGUCAAAGUGUUUCUCGAUUUCCAAAGACAACUUCAAAGAGAAAUUCUGAAAAUUGAGUUCAAUCGUGUAAUAAAUGAAGAUGGGAAGAUCAGUGAGAAAGAUUUCAGUAAGGCGUUAUUAAGCUACGCUGGUUUACCUGAUGUUAAACGUAGCAGAAUGAUCAGACGUGUUAAGCGGAAAUUCAAAGAAGAAGCCAAGGGUGUUACAUUUGAAGAGUAUUAUAAUUUCUGGUUGUUUUUAAAGAGUAUUAAUGAUGUAGAUACAGCUCUAAGUUUUUACCAUCUUGCUGGUGUUUCUAUUGAUAUGGAAACAUUUCGACACGUAGCGAAGACUGUAGCUCAAGUUGAACUCUCUGAUUAUGUUAUUGAUAUUGUGUUUACAUUAUUCGAUGAAAACAAUGAUGGUGAAUUGAGUGAUAAAGAAUUCGUCAGUGUAAUGAAACAAAGAUUAUUACGAGGUUUAGAGAAACCGAAAGAUACAGGCUUUAUUAAACUUAUUAACGCUAUAGGAAAAUGUGCUAAAAAUCAAACGUCUCUUUUCUUAGAGUAA
This is a messenger RNA of Lottia gigantea (owl limpet), 1212 nucleotides long. RefSeq lists its product as hypothetical. Gene Ontology annotation, cellular component: uniplex complex. Gene Ontology annotation, molecular function: calcium ion binding. The annotation marks the transcript as partial. The transcript has 10 exons. Gene Ontology annotation, biological process: mitochondrial calcium ion homeostasis; calcium import into the mitochondrion. The record is from RefSeq and is a predicted model, not a curated record. NCBI's taxonomy places the organism in Eukaryota, Metazoa, Mollusca, Gastropoda, Lottiidae.